AUGGACAAGUUUGAAGAGAUUUAACUGGAUGCUGACACUGGUUUCCAGGAGCGUCUGAAGAUCCCGUUUGGGCAGAAGCUCCUGGAUGCCGUCCUGUGUUCCCCCUCCUCAGCAGAAGACGUCCACACCGCCGUCAUACUCACGCACGGUGCUGGAGGAGACAUGAACUUCACACACCUGGUUUCUGUGGCUCGUGCACUGGCCUCCAGCGGCAUCUUCUGUCUGCGAUUCACAUGCAAAGGACUCAACCUGGCCUACAGAGUGAAGGCGUACCGCGCUGUGUGGGACUACUUGAAAACACUGAAGUUCACCUUAAAGAACAUUUUUGUUGGUGGCAGGUCCAUGGGGGGUCGUGCUGCUGCGGCUCUGUGCAGACAGCUGAGUGCUGGAACAGAAGGUGCAGUUGGAGGCCUCAUCUGUCUGUCCUUCCCCCUCCACCCCCCCGGACAGACGGACGCCCACCGGCAGCGCAGUGCGGACCUCAGGGAGCUGCCUGAACACAUGGAGGUGCUGUUUGUGUCUGGAACUGAGGACCAGAUGUGUGAGAAGGUGGUUUUCAACAGGAUGCUGAAGGAAAUGAAAGCUCAGGUGGAGGUUUUCUGGAUAAACGGAGGCAGCCACGGACUGACAGUGAAGGACAGGUCAGAGGACUCUGUUUUACAACAAGUCAACUCACAUGUCAUCGCAUGGACUAAGAAGCAUCAGCUGUAGACCAAUGGGAG
Sphaeramia orbicularis (orbiculate cardinalfish) is the source of this 722-nucleotide messenger RNA. RefSeq names its product testis-expressed protein 30-like. The record is from RefSeq and is a predicted model, not a curated record. The coding region runs from base 163 to 711 and encodes 182 amino acids. NCBI's taxonomy places the organism in Eukaryota, Metazoa, Chordata, Actinopteri, Kurtiformes, Apogonidae. The transcript has 5 exons.